AUGUCAGGAGCAAGUCCUCUACUACAUAUCCUUGACACCAAACAGGGCAAUGGCUUUAUUCUGGACUUCUACAUUGACGGCCAGCGACGCUUCAUUCUACUAGAUAGAGGGGAAAGCUAUGCACCACCGUUUGGAAGAGAAUUCGGCGCAUAUGGACUUUUCCAUAUGCAACUUAUCAGUGCCGCGAGGGCAAUAUGGUCUCGUGCUUCAACUUCUGGGGAUAUGAAUAGCACCCCAUUCAACCCCACGGCGAUCAUCUGCCUCCAAUCGCAUGAAUCUUAUCAGGUGCUGCUAGCGCUUCUCCAUUCAUAUGGUGCUUCAGAUCCCGUUGGUACGGCAUCUGAAUUUCAGGGUCCUUUUUUUCUUCCCAAUCCCGUCAAUAUUCAAGAUGGAUGGAAAGUAGUUCCACCUGUCAGAGGGAGAUAUGAGGGUAUCACAGAAAUUCUCAGAGCAACAAAGUUCGAGAUCACGGAUCGAAUGCAUCUGACGGAAAUCUUGCAAGGGCUGCACUUUGCUUUUCCGAAAAUGGAAAAGAUGUUAUGCUUUGGGCGAACCACGGGCACGCACAGCAACCCUGAUAUCGGCAAUGAGAAAGAAGCGAUUCUACCCACCCCAAAUAGUCAAAGCAUCCUCUUGAGUACGAUAAAAGAGAGUGGAGGAAACAUUCUUCUCGCUAUGAACACUUCUGAUUUUCGAAUUUCUUCCGCUUUUCUGGAAGACAAAGACCCGCAUUUCUCAAUCUACCAAAUCCAAGGUGAUCAUCACAGGUUCAAUCGUGCACCAGAGAUUCAUGUCAGCGUUGCACGGGAAUUUGCACUUUGGGUUUUGAUGGAGCUAGGAUACCAUGAACUCGGAUUCACCAAGGCGCAAGAGAGCGAGCUUUCUCCUUUGACGGAGAAAGACUUGCUACAUCCAGCAUUGACGUGGACCAUUUCAACACUUUGGCCUGCUGAAGGAAGGUCGGGCAUCGCGACAUGGUCAUAUGGCGACAAAAUGGCACCUGGCUCAGAUUGGGUUUGCAAGCUUGAACUCAGCCAAAGUAGAGGCGGGCAGAUUCCGCAAGCUUUUGUCUAUCUGGCCUCUGUCUUGAGUCAAGUCCUUGGAAGCCAUGAUAGCUUCAAGUAUCUCAAGGCACUUCGGUCAAGACAGACGCAGUAUUUGUCUCAAUGCAAGGGUGCCCCGGAUAAGGAGGUUAAUCCGCUUAAGAAUUCAACAGAAUCCGAGCUUCAUCUACAUAUGACACCUGAAGAGUUACUGGAGAGUAUGACAGAGAGACUUAAGGCGCUGUGUCUGAAAGACCGGUCUUUUGACAUAGAUUCAGCUCCGAUUCGCCUGGGAGUUUUCGGCAUCGAGGUAUCGAAUACUGGUUCCUUCAAAGGAUAUCCGGAGUUUUGGACCUAUUGGAUGGACGCGAAGCACGGCGGUAGAGUGUCUGAAUGGUCUCAGCUGUACUACGCCCUCAUUUCCAUCUCAUCUGCUCAGAGGUUCCAUUCUCUCUUCUCGUCCAAUGGCUAUUUCCUUAGUCCCCAAGGAUCUAGAGAUACAGACAAUACUAGACCUUACGAGUGCCUUGGACUGGCAAUGGCUAUUGCUGAUUCCAGUCCACACCGUCAAACUUCACUUUUUCUGCACAGCACGCAGUUGUUGGAUUGGGAGGCAAUGAACCAGCUAGCAAAGCUAUUUGGUACAAACAUUAGAAGCCUCUUUGGGCCCGGAAAAUUUCCAAUCCAACGAUCCCGUGUUUACGGAAUGUACGCUACAUUCAAUGGAUCUGAUCCUAUCCAGACGAUGGGCAACAUCCCUUCUUACAUGGAUACCGUCCCUGAUUGGGCCUCGGUUGAUACUGGUGACAAGGGUUCGGAAUAUUUUCUUGCAGACCUUGCCGAAAAGCAGAUCAAGGAUUCUCCACCUGUAGCUGGACUUGCAAACCGAGGUGAUCAAAUGUUUCAGGUCUUCUGCACGGGAAGUUCCACACAAACCAAACUCUACCUGGAAUCAGACUUUGAGCUUUUUCCAACGCCUCCAGUUCUUGAUCCGAAAGGACCAUAUCCACCUCCAUUCAAACUAACAGCAAAAAGCCCAAGAUACGGCUUGAGGGUCUUGGAUGCUCCUGGCCAUGACGCCAACAGUUGGCAUCUGGCCAUAUUUGGGGCGGACGCUCGCAGGAGGGAAUCGCCUCUUCCAUACAAGGCAAUAACAACUCCAACUUCAGAGGGUUAUCAUUGCCUAAGAUUUGAGUACCCUGAGGACUCUGGUAGAUACUUUGCUUUUUACAACGGCCCGGGCAGUAAGGACUAUUCACUCCUCGUUUUGAAGAGUGAAAAAGAUCUCAGCGAAUCAAAGUUGAAGGAAGCUUCGUUCAAGAUCGAGAAGGCCAAUGGAAAGGAGGAAAUGAUGUCGCCACUUGUUUCCGGCGAGUCAAUCCCAUUAGAAAGGUUCAUUCUGAGAGGUGAGAAGGUAGACUUGAGCAAAUUAAGUCUUCCUUUCAUCCUGGGCUUAGUCCUAGAGCGCUCAACCAGCAACGUUAAGGCUCUUUUGGAGAAGAGAUUGCCAAUUUCUCUCAUCAACUCUGGUUUCAUUGACGCUCUAAAAGUCGAUUUCACAAGGUCUUCUGUUAUUGCGGUCGGUAGCGUUCUCGGAACCAACAUCGCAUCCAACAUCGUUAUUUUUGGCUCGAGACCACCUACAGCACCUACGUUUGACCUGAUCACCGGUGUGAAAUGUGAUACUCAGGAUGUACAAAUCUCAAUAGACGACAUUCGCAUGCCAAGCUGCAAGGUGUCGGUCAAGCUUGGAGCUGUUCUAGCAUCUUCUUCAGGGAAUAAAUGGCCAUUAUCUGCGAGUACCUCAUUUACUCUUAACCAAGAUACUAGGAGCCUUCCUUGGUGGACUUUGCGAUUCACAGCGAUGCCAUCUCUUUCUCAGUUAUCUUCAGCCUUGGAUGCACCACUCCUAUGCAAUCGUGAGUUGGAGCUGAUGAAGAAGGCUCCGCCAUUCUUCAAAAGUCCCUUGUGCGAUAUUGUAUCUGGCGAGGUGAAAGGAAUUGAACUGUCGUGCCAGCAAGUGGAUUUUGGCUUUCCUUCUUCAAUUCUCAGCGCCGUCACCCUUGAUACUGAGCUGAAUGAGUGGGAAGGAUUCUUGCCAGAGAGCUUCGUCGGGGAGGGUAUCCAAGUCUACAAAGGCUCCGUCAAAUUGAAAGUUGAGAAUCCAAUGUUCGAAGACCUUCUUCGACUCAACGUUGCAGUGGACUUCGACUUCAAUAUGAAAGUCCCGAAGCCACUCACGAUACCCUUCACACUCACCGCUACUCAGCUCUUUUCCAGUGACGAGUUCGAGUAUCGAGUCUCGACCCGUAUACCAUUGGCCUCUCCCAGCGAAAACAACGAGCAAAUCAAUGCAGCGGAUGUUCUCCGUUUCAUUUCAGAUACAGCUACAUGGAGGACAGUCAAGGAGGACAUUCCCAUUGCAUACGAGAAUCUUUCAAAGGGUAAAGUACAGGCUCUUUCAAUUCGAUUGAAAGGCCUAUCUCCCAGGUACAUUGCAGAGGAUUUCGAGAUCAAGUUCUCUUGUGAUGCAAUCCCUCUUUCCGAAGGAUUAUCGGAUGUCAAGUUGGAGUUAUCCUCGGCUGAAAUGAAUAUCCAAACAUUUUGUGGAGUGGCAAAAUGUGAGGGGAAUGGUAUCAUAUGGGUCAGAGACUACGCUAUUCCUAGCUUUGUGAAACUACCACAGAAAACAAUUCCAGGUAUGUCAGGAACGGCCAUUAAGAACACCAACAUCUCAGAUUUUCAAACUAACUUUCGGCUUCUGCUAGGAUUCGUCACCAUACAGAAUAUCUGGGGAACCUCUUUCACCUCACUACUUGGAAUCCCUCAUUUCACAGGUAUUCCUCUGCUUAAGGGCAUUUCAACAUCUUUCGAGGCACAAAUCCAAACCUUGCAAUUUCAACUAUUCAAUCGCACAGAAGAUUACCCAGCGAUGGUUGAUGUGAGUAGUGUCAACUUCAAGUUUGAGCCCCAUGAACGGCUCUCAAUCCAAAAUCUGCCAACCAUGCAGGCUGUGCAGGGCUCUUUCGAUCUUGGCGACCGAAACAAAACAAGCACUUCAUUAAACAUGAAGUUCUAUGUUUGUGGAGAAACUGAGAACCACCAAUUCUCUGUUACAAUCAAAGCUCAAGAGCAAUCUAAAACGGUCGUCGUCUCAUUCUAUCCUACUGAAGACAUUUCAGUAUCCGCCAUGCUUGCAACAGUUAUAGAGCUAGUCCAGCCCCCAUCAACCUUUGCCAAGCAUCUUGUCACUUCCGCUACUUUCACUUUUGAAUUUUCACCUGAAGGUUUGCUACCCAAACAUUGUGAGAUUGACCUUGUGUCAAAGACACCUUUGGCUAUUGGAGGCGCAACCGUCUCUAGACUACUAUUUGAGACCGACAUUGAAGCCACUAAGGGGAGUCGCAAGAGCCAGAAACUCAUCAAUACGUGCUUCAGCUGGAGAGAUUCAGUGAUGGACUCCCUCAGCGAGUUCCAAAUCACGCCAUCAACGGAGUCUGACAAGAUUUGGACACUUUCACUCAAAUAUUCCGCAACUGGACAAGCCACUGCCUAUCAAAUCCUGGAUAAGUUUGGAAUCGUCCACCCGACCUCCAUCGAUGAGCCAGAAGGAAUCAGCAAGGAUGAAUUUCUCCGGCUGCCUGUCAGCGAACUGAAAGGCGCUUUGGUGGCCGGACCUAAUGGAUUCGAGAUCCAAAGAAUGGAACUUACAAUCAAGACAUCACAACAGAAGAGCUUGACACUUUUACAAUCGCGAAACAUAGUAGUGCAAUCGGUUGGUUUGCAAAUGUCCUAUCAAAUCUCCAGUCCCAGUCCCUCGGUGGCUUUCAUCGGGCUCGUGAAGUUGACAAGCAGCCUUGAUAUUCCCGUCAAAUUCAGUCGGACUGAUGAUGGGCCGCGGUGGGAUGGUGAAUUUAAUAUUGGCUCGCGUUCUACUUCUACAAAGGUGCCUACCAAUCUGAAUCUUGACGAGGUCGCCGCCAAGAUUCUUCCUAACUCGGAAGCAAUCUCCAUCCCGCGAAGUUCUGGCCUCCCGAAGACUCUGCCAGUUGUCUCUGGCGAAGCGUCCUUUGUCCAAGGGAAGUCCGUAUCACUCUCAGCCACGAUUAACGCUGCAAAGUGGGAGCUGAAAAUAGGAGAUUUGCUUGUCGUAUUCAGUGGCCUGGCUGGUCACUUAGCUACCUUUGAUGGAGAGAAAAAGACAUGGAGAGCAGCUGUAACCGCCAAAACGUCUUUUGGUCCGUUUGUUGCCGCGCAAGGUGCCCUUCAGCUUUGUGCCACAAAGAAGCCGGUCCUUGCAGCUCGCCUCUCAAAGCCAACAGAAAACCCCUCAGGCCAGACCAAGGAUGAUUUCACGGCUCUCGUCAAUAAAAUGUCUUCGGAGUCUCCGGACUGGAGCGAGAUACGGCCCAAGGAUGCUCCUGCCCUAUCGUUCAACCCGAGUGCUGCGCUGUAUUACAGUUUCAAUACAUCAACAGUUCUUCUUACUGGCUCUAUUGCAGAAGUGGGAGGGGUUUCAAUUCUUGUGCAGAAUAAUGGCUCCAAAAGCGAGAAGAACAAGACCGACUUUCUCGUGACUAUUGGGCUAUCUAACCCUUCCGUCCUGUGGAAGAAGCUUGCCGCAGAUGUUAGCCAACACUUCAAUUUUCAGUCCGUGACAGCAUUCUUUUCCUCUACUCUCUGGAAGCAAGAGGAUCUAAAACAUAUCAUCGAGGACGCUAUGACAGCUUCUGAUGAGUUCAACGGGGUCCUGGCGCAAAGCGAUAGCCUAAAUCCUAACGACACAGGGCUUACUACGGCAUCCGCUUUUGUAUCGGGAAGAGAUGGUCCAGUUGAGGCAGGAGCACAGUUUGAAGCAGUGGUCUCCCUUGAUGGGGACAAAGACCUCGUGAAUUCCUUGAACGAGCUGGCAGAACCCGGCACAAAGCCAUUGGUCGUGUUGUCGGCGAAGGUUCAAGGAGACAAGUUCGAUAUUGGAAUCAGUAUCACAAAGUUUACAUUUGCCAGUGGCGCCAUCACCUUGAAUAAUUGCAGCGGUCGCUUUGGGGUCUCCAAAGGAACGGCCAAAGGGGUGGAAGGUUCUCCAGAACUGGACUUGAGCGCCCGUCUGGAUUUUCACAUUCCAGACACCGAAGCAAUUGUGGGUCUGGCAGCUCAGAUUAACCUCACAAAACAGAAAUGUGUGUUCAAGGUUUCUCUAAAGAAUGAGAAUGACAAGGAAAUCAUGAUAAAUAACCCAUUCGGGCAAUCCUUCGGCCUCAAGUUUACAAUGCUUGAGUUUGAUGGUGCGAUCUAUUUCAAGGGUUCCAAAUCCUCUCAACCCAGCCCAGUGCAAAAAUCCUCUUUCAACCUUGAAGGAAAGGUAGAUAUUGGAAGUUAUACCUUCGAUGCCCAACUUCUGUUCUACGCCGGAAAGCCUAAGGUUCUUUCCAUCAGCUUUGGCCAGACGCUGAAGGUCGAAGAAGUCGUGACAGAUAUCAUAAAUAACAGCGAAGAGCCAGCAAAGGCCAAAGCAUGGCCCAGCGAAUCGUACCCUCCGAUUGAGUUCAGCAAUGGGCACAUUUACUAUUCUUUCCUUGGAGAAAAGGAUGCGCCACUUGCAGAUCCUAGAGAAGUCGAUCAGUUGUACUAUCCAGGUUUCAAUAUUCAGUCCACAAUGGCUGUAUUUUCUCGGAAAGCCCUGGUUCGCGUACACAUUUUUCCUGAGAGAAGCGGCUUUAUCAUUACUGGAUCGCUAGAGAAGCCUAUUGACCUGGGCUGGCUCAAAAUGUAUCGAAGAGAUCCAAAGCCAAACAAGGAGGUUGUUCAAGGUGGCGGAAAACAGGUCGAUGAUUUCACCAAGGAUGGCCCCGACGUGCUAUACGUAUGGAACAACCGCACAGACGACCCCCACGGCGUCGGUCAGACUCGCUUUGAACUCAAUAGCCAUGCAUCGAUAUUUGAACUUCCACCGUUUACCUGCACGAUCGGGUAUGCUGCUGCAGACAAGACUUUCAACGGGUAUCAAAAAUUCGACAAAACAGCUAACCAGGUGGGAGAUGAUGGCUCAUCCAUACGCAUUAUAUACCACAAUGAUCGAUUCUGGGUCAAUGGAAUGAACCUUUCAAGAAUUUGGGAUGAUCUGGACCUGGCCAAGGCCAUCAGAGACUUUUCAGAACAGAAAGACCCUAAGAAUUGCGGAAAGCUUGUCGAUCUCGUGUUCGACCAGGUCCUAAAGUACAAGUGCUCCUUUGGCUUGAGCUUGAGCAGUACUGAAGGGGAUAAGGUCCCUGGCAUUGAGGCUACCAUUACGGUCAAGUUUCGCGUUAUGCUAGGAGACACCGGGCAGGCGCUAGACGAGAUUUCCCUUCCAGACUGGACGGGUCGCCUGAUAUUCAACGUUCCCAAUGCUGAAGCUCUCUUCAACUGGCUCCAUGAGCUCGUCAAGGACUAUUUGACACACGUUGCAGACUUCAUUCUGGAGCACCCCCUAGAAUUUGCAAAGCUGAUGGCAUGGAUGAAUGCAAAGCAGUAUGGCAAGCAGCUCGUCAAAACACUCAUGUGCCGGGACGUUCAGCCAGAAAACAUAAAAAAGAGACACUUCGAGCUCUUUCCAGAAGAAUAUACGGUUCCAGUCCCGCCACAGCCACCUGUAGAUAAGUGUGUUUGUGAAGGGGACUUUUGGGAAAGGUUUCUUUGCAACAUGGGAAGAAAUUACUGGCACGGAAGAUAA
Messenger RNA from Fusarium oxysporum Fo47, 7755 nucleotides. RefSeq lists its product as uncharacterized. The transcript has 2 exons. The record is from RefSeq and is a predicted model, not a curated record. Lineage: Eukaryota; Fungi; Ascomycota; Sordariomycetes; Hypocreales; Nectriaceae. Bases 1 to 7755 code for a protein of 2584 amino acids.